Molecule: messenger RNA, 1206 nt
Organism: Xenopus tropicalis (tropical clawed frog)
Lineage: Eukaryota; Metazoa; Chordata; Amphibia; Anura; Pipidae
Gene: rwdd4
Product: RWD domain containing 4
Source: RefSeq, marked provisional
GAGGAGGGGUGGCGAGAGUAACUAGAGUGCAUGGGCAGGGGUACUUGCUAAUACUUGCUGGGGUUACUUACUCGGCUCGAUAUAAGGGGAGUACAUGUGUCAGUGAAAAAGGAUACAUAUUUAGGACGGAACUUAUACAAAAGCAUGGCUGCUAACGAGGAUCAAGAGAUGGAGCUGGAAGCUUUGCGAUCAAUUUAUGAAGGGGACGACAGCUUCAAGGAGCUGGGACCUACAUGUUUCCAGUACCGGGUUGGUGACAACGGUGAUUCCAAAGCCUUCCUUAUUGACAUAUCCUGGCCCGAAACGUACCCAGACGGCCCCCCUACCAUUUCAAUGAAUGCAUUUUUUAAUAAUCAGAUCUCUCCAGCUGUUAAGCAAAGUAUACUAAGCAAGUUACAGGAGCAGGUAGAUGCCAAUCUUGGCACAGCCAUGACUUACACACUGUUUGAGUUUGCCAAAGACAACAAAGAAGAUUUAAUGGAAAACCACCAGCCCCAUAGCAAUACCAAUGCACCGGGAAAUGACAUCACAGUAGAGACGGCAAGUGUAACAGCAACUAGUAAGAAAAAAGAUAAAAAGGAGCAGCUGACAAAAGCCCAAAAGAGAAAAUUAGCAGAUAAAAUAGAUCAUAAAGGCGAGCUUCCUCGUGGGUGGAACUGGGUUGAUGUUAUUAAGCAUCUGUCAAAGACGGGAUCCAAUGAGGACGACUAAAAAAGAGCUUGGAAUCUUUUAAUACAUCAAACACCAUCAAGAAAACGACCUUCUAUAGUUUAUUUUACAACACUUAUUUAUUAAAGAGAUUAAAAGACAUUUUCUAGAGGUCCUGUUCAAUAAACAGUGUGUCUUUUUACUAAAUUAUCUUAUAUUGGCAUUGCAGCAUUUAUGUUAUCUGUGACACAUUCGCUAGAAAUUAUUCUAUUUGUUUGUGGAUGUUUUGGGAGAAUUCUUUUCUGCCUUGCAAAAUGAUGCUUCUACUAUGCCGAGGCUGAGAUAUUUUGUGCUUUUAGGUUUAUAAGCAGUGUGAUUCCAGCCACUGAAAGCCUGUAAUACUUUAAAUCCAAUUGAAAUCCAAUUUGUGUUCCUUUUUUUUUUUAAACAUUUUUCUCAGGGUCCUGUGCCUGGGGGGGUCACUUAAUAACUGGUGUGAAACUAAUUAUGCACCUUGUUUUAAUUGUUAUUAUGUGUUGUAUAAAGAAAUUCCUUGUA